Drosophila teissieri is the source of this 974-nucleotide messenger RNA. It is a transcript of the gene l(1)10Bb, whose product is annotated as protein BUD31 homolog. The coding region runs from base 125 to 559 and encodes 144 amino acids. Gene Ontology annotation, biological process: mRNA splicing, via spliceosome. NCBI's taxonomy places the organism in Eukaryota, Metazoa, Arthropoda, Insecta, Diptera, Drosophilidae. The record is from RefSeq and is a predicted model, not a curated record. Gene Ontology annotation, cellular component: nucleus; spliceosomal complex. The transcript is spliced from 2 exons.
UUGUGCAGAGUGUCAUCGCUAAGUAGCCAGCUGUUUGCGAAAUAAUGCCCAUCUUUUUCAAGUAAAACUAACCAUUUGCAAUAUAAAUUUGAGAGUUUUGAAGUUAGUAAACUGAAUUUUGAAGAUGCCCAAGGUGCGCCGCAGUCGCAAACCGCCGCCAGAUGGUUGGGAGCUAAUCGAACCAACCCUCGAAGAGCUGGAGCAGAAAAUGCGCGAGGCCGAAACGGAACCGCAUGAAGGCAAACGAAUUACGGAAUCCCUGUGGCCCAUUUUCAAGAUCCACCACCAGAAGACGCGCUACAUCUACGAUCUAUUCUAUCGCCGAAAAGCCAUCAGCCGGGAAUUAUACGACUACUGUCUGAAGGAGAAGAUCGCCGAUGGCAAUCUAAUUGCCAAGUGGAAGAAGUCCGGCUACGAGAACCUCUGCUGUCUGCGCUGCAUUCAAACGAGGGACACUAAUUUCGGCACGAACUGCAUCUGCCGGGUGCCCAAAUCCAAACUGGAGGAGGGUCGCAUCGUUGAGUGUGUCCACUGUGGAUGUCGUGGCUGUUCCGGUUAAAUUCCAUGUGCAGGCAUCUCCACCACUCAAUUUGAAAGAAAUCAUCCUCAUACAACGUAGGACAGUAGGUACCAUUCUAGAUUCCACCUGGUUUUCUCCAUAGUAUGUAAAUACAUUUAAAUACAAGCCACAAAUAUAUUUAAAGGCAUGCUAAAAAUUUGUAAAGACGCUGCAGUAAAACGAUUAUGUAAAUGACAAGGCGUCGUAUUGAAAUGUUUUCCAAUUUGUUAAGAACAUGUAAAAAAUGAUAGAAAAAUCAGCACAAGCAGAAAAGCGACAUUUUUUUAUUACAAUUUAUAGAAAAAAUAGAAAUUAUGGAAGACACUUUGUAGUUUAUUCGAAUAAAUAAACAUUGUAAUUUAUAAAAAUGUUUAAAGUGCAGACUCAAAGCAUUUAAUAAAUUAAAUUUCAUACA